Messenger RNA from Schistosoma margrebowiei, 780 nucleotides. Lineage: Eukaryota; Metazoa; Platyhelminthes; Trematoda; Strigeidida; Schistosomatidae. The record is from the annotation of a GenBank genome assembly.
AUGGAAAAAUAUCAACCUCAAUUAUAUGUAACAAGUAUUUUGAAUCAGACUAUUAUUAGAAAAUUAAUUCCAUCAUCCAAUGCAUCUAUUGAAACUACUAUGAAUACAUCAGAAUUACAAAAUGUUAAAUGUUCAAUUAAUAAUAAUACAUCAUUGAUACCUGAUUAUAAAUUAACCCUAUCAAAUGAUUGGUCAUAUUUUUUAAAAAUCAAUCUUGAAAAUUAUAUUGAUAAAGCAUAUUUAUUUAAUAUAACUUUAAUACCACAAUUUAAAUUACAUGGUAACAUAAAAUCAAUAAAACAUUUACAUAAUUGUUAUGAACCAUAUUCUAUAAAUCAAUUACAAUUAAUUGGUCAAUAUUAUAAUUUAAAUUAUAUUGAUAAUAAUAAAUUAAAUGUUAAUUAUAUAAAAGAAUAUUCUAUCAGAAAUAUACCUAAUCAAAAAGAUUGUGAAAAAUUAUGUUGGGCAAUUCGACAACCAUAUUUAUAUAAAAAUGGUGGAUUAUGGUUAUGGAAUAAAAAGUAUAGAAUACUUUACGCUGAUUGCAAUCAAACUUUAAUGGCCAUCGAACAAAGUGACGUAAAUGAAAUCAAUUUGAAAACUUUCACAGUAACGCGCCUACAAAGACCAAGUGAAGAUUAUUUGAGAUCUGAAGAAGGAUUACAUUUUGUUAUGUUAAUUGGGUUUCAUAGACAGGAUCGAGAACAAGCCAAAUGUAAUGCUGCCAUAAUGGGUAUGAUGGAUUUAUUAAGGAAAAAAUUGACACCAUAUAGCAUGUAG